AUGUCUGACGUUGAAGAAGUCCAACAAGUUCCAGUUGAGCAGCAAGAGGUUACCAUUGAGGAUGCCUUGAAGGUUGUCUUGAGAACCGCCUUGGUCCACGAUGGUUUGGCCAGAGGUUUGAGAGAGUCCGCCAAGGCCUUGACCAGAGGUGAGGCUCAGUUGGUUGUCCUAGUCGACUCUGUCACCGAGGACAACAUCAUCAAGUUAGUCGAGGGUUUGGCUAACGACCCAGAGAACCAGGUCCCAUUGAUCAAGGUUGCUGACGCUAAGCAGCUAGGUGAGUGGGCCGGUUUGGGCAAGAUCGACCGUGAGGGUAACGCCAGAAAGGUGGUUGGUGCCUCCGUGGUUGUUGUCAAGAACUGGGGUGCUGACACCGCCGAGAGAGAGAUCAUCUUGGACCACUUCUCUCAGCAAUAG
Molecule: messenger RNA, 417 nt
Organism: Eremothecium gossypii ATCC 10895
Lineage: Eukaryota; Fungi; Ascomycota; Saccharomycetes; Saccharomycetales; Saccharomycetaceae
Gene: RPS12
Product: 40S ribosomal protein eS12
Exons: 1
Coding region: 1-417 (138 amino acids)
Biological process (GO): translation
Cellular component (GO): cytosolic small ribosomal subunit; ribosome
Molecular function (GO): structural constituent of ribosome
Source: RefSeq, marked provisional